AUGGCUACCGCUACAAUAGUCAAGAAGCCUCUCCCCGCGCUCACCUCCGGGUGGAGUGCCGAAAAGGACUUCAAGCCGCUGGGCAAGCUCACCAAAGCCACCGAGCGCAGCCUUGAGCCCGUCGGCCCGCACUUCCUUGCACACGCCCGCCGCUCCAGGCACAAGCGCACCUUCUCUGAGGACGAUAGGAUUCAGGCACAGGAGCGUGCCAAGAAGGUCGAGGAUGAGGACGAUGGCGAGAUCAGCGAGCCCGAAGACCCUAUGAUGUUCCAGCGGGAUGCCAAGGACUGGAAGAACCAAGACCAUUACCAAGUUCUCGGUCUGUCCAAGUACCGCUACAAGGCUUCCGAGGACCAGAUUAAGCGCGCACACCGCAAGAAGGUCCUCAAGCACCACCCCGACAAAAAGGCCGCCGCCGGUCGCGUCGAUGACGACAACUUCUUCAAGUGCAUCCAAAAGGCCACCGAGGUGCUUCUGGACCCUGUCAAGCGUCGCCAGUUCGAUUCGGUCGACGAGAAGGCCGACGUCGAGCCCCCGACCAAGAAGCAGCUGCAGAAGGGCAACUACUACAAGCUCUGGGGCAACGUCUUCAAGGCCGAGGCGCGCUUCAGCAAGGUCCAUCCCGUGCCACAGUUUGGCGGCGAGGACGCCAGCAAGGAGCAGGUUGAGGAGUUCUACAACUUUUGGUACAACUUUGACAGCUGGCGCUCGUUCGAGUACCUGGACGAGGAUGUGCCCGACGACAACGAGAACCGUGACCAGAAGCGUCAGAUGGAGAGGAAGAACGCCAACGCCCGUAAGAAGAAGAAGGUCGAGGACAACGCCCGUCUGCGUAAGCUGCUCGACGACGCCUCUGCCGGCGACGAGCGCAUCAAGCGGUUCAGGCAGGAGGCCAACGCUGCCAAGAACAAGAAGAAGGCAGAAAAGGAGGCGGCGGAGAAGAAGGCCAUCGAGGACGCCCGGCUGAAGAAGGAGGCCGAGGAGAAGGCGGCUAAAGAGGCGGAGGAAAAGGCUAAGGCUGACCGCGAGGCCGGCAAGAAGGCCAAGGAGGCGGCCAAGAACGCUGUCAAGAAGAACAAGCGUGUGCUCAAGGGUUCGGUCAAGGACGCAAACUAUUUUGCCAGCGGAGAUGCAUCGGCGGCACAGGUCGACGCCGUGCUGGGUGAUGUCGACUUGGUGCAGAGCAAGAUCGAUGCCGACGAGAUCGCUGCGCUGGCUGGUAAGCUCAAUGGGCUUACCGUCGCGGACGAAAUCAAGGCCGUCUGGCAAGGCGAAGUCAAGAGGCUGGUUGACGCCGGAAAGCUUAAGGAGGGCGAGGCCAAGACUUUGGCUUGA
Pyricularia pennisetigena is the source of this 1335-nucleotide messenger RNA. RefSeq lists its product as uncharacterized. Gene Ontology annotation, molecular function: Hsp70 protein binding; ribosome binding. Gene Ontology annotation, cellular component: cytosol. The transcript has 2 exons. Gene Ontology annotation, biological process: regulation of translational fidelity; 'de novo' cotranslational protein folding. Bases 1 to 1335 code for a protein of 444 amino acids. NCBI's taxonomy places the organism in Eukaryota, Fungi, Ascomycota, Sordariomycetes, Magnaporthales, Pyriculariaceae. The record is from RefSeq and is a predicted model, not a curated record.